AUGGCUAUUGAAUGGUCGAACCUUAUAAUGUUCGAUGAUCGAUUGUCGAUAACCAGUCAUGACGGGGCUUGUCUAAGGAGAGUCACUAGUAUCAUCUCAGAUCAAGUUGUACGUCGUCAGGAACUUACUGAUGAUAGCUACAGCAGCUAUCAGCCACCUCCAGACUCAGAUUCCGAGAUGUCAUGGUGGUGUGAAGAAAUGAUGAACCUGCUGGUGAUGGAAGGCUGGUCUGAGUCGUUGGACAUGCCAGCCCCGCUGGGCAUCAUACCACCGCUCCAUGAACACGAGUCAGACCCCCACAGUAAUUCAACUCCUGGGCCUAGUCAAGCUCAUCACACCCCCGCGGAGACCCCACUAUCCAUCGAAGAAUUCAUGGCCAUGAUCAUGAGUUUUGACGCAACCGCCGGUGCCACUGAGGCUGAAGUCGCAGCCGCAGCCCCACAUCUGCACUCCCGCUUGUCGAAUGUAUGCUUAUUGCAUCAGGUUGACCCACCGCCGCUACCCAGAAUUCAAUACACCCCUUACGAAAUUCUCGACAGGCCUGACAUUCAUCGUGGCAAGCAUUGCCUCACUGACGAUGUCGAAAAUCACGCUGGACCGUCACAGCACAGCCCGAUGCUAGGUGUGCCGCCUCCUGCAGUACCAUUACUAGCCAUUCCAGUACCACCUCCUGCAGUACCAUUAGCCAUUCCAGUACCACCUCCUGCAGCACCAUUGUCUACAACGUCUGAGUCAUUGCCCUCACUUGCUGUGCCGAUCGGACUUGGGAACCUCGUACCCCAGGUGAAAUUGAGGGCCAAACAGUGCAUGAAACAGUCGAUGUUCGACGACUCGUUUCUACUUUCAGCCCAGAAAAGAUCGGAAAAGGUGCUUGCCAGUCUCAUUGCCGUCAUAUCCACAUUCAAUAAUCCUGAACUUGUUCUGUGGUCCCUCGGGAGUGAGGCCAAAAAGGACGCAGACAAAAUUGGUGAGACUGCCAAGUACCUGAGGAAACAGGUCAAGGAUAUAGUUCGGACGGCGGUUUUAUUUGGCUACGAUUUAAACGACGCGUUGGCAACCCAAACGCAGGAAGAGAUGGAGGUUACCAUCAGAAACCUUCUGCAAGGUGACACAUUCCUAAACGGAGAUAUCAAGGUGGGGGGACAGACUAUACUCGGCAUGCCCUUCGGGAACAGAGUAGUGCGGCAUUUCAUGCAGCACAUACUGUUCUACCAACUUAACCUCCAGCAAUACAUCAGCCCUAGCUGA
Molecule: messenger RNA, 1248 nt
Organism: Suillus fuscotomentosus
Lineage: Eukaryota; Fungi; Basidiomycota; Agaricomycetes; Boletales; Suillaceae
Exons: 5
Coding region: 1-1248 (415 amino acids)
Source: RefSeq, a predicted model, not a curated record